CAGCCACAGCGCGUAAGGAUCCACCAUAAGGAUCCACCCAAAUUAUUACUUUCAUUUCAACUAGUGGUGUAGCCUAUGUAUAAUACAAUAAUGGCGUCGCCACUAACGCAGAGUAACAACAGAUCACUUUCCUUCACUGGAUCUGCCGCGUUAAUCUUUGAGGAAAUAUGAAAAUGAAGCAUGUCUCUAUUUCUUUUCAUACUGUUGGCGUGCUUACGUCUGCAUGGUGUGUUUGGUGUUGAUACAGAAGAAGUGUCAGUGAUGGAGGGAGAUUCAGUCACUCUAAACAUUGGUGUUCAAACAGACCAAGAAGACAGAAUUAUAUGGUAUUAUAAAGGCAUUCGCAUCGCUGUAAUCAGUGGAGAUCACAGUUAUACCUGUACAGAUGUUCAGUGUAAUAAAGGAAAUGAGAGAUUCAGAGCCAGACUGGAGCUGGAUCAUCAGACUGGAUCUCUGACCAUCAUGAACACCAGAAUCACAGACUCUGGAGAAUAUACACUAGUGAUCUUCAGCAGAUUCAGCGACAGUGAGAAGAUCUUCAGUGUUUCUGUUCAUGGUGUGUUUGGUUUUGAUACAGUUAAAGUGUCAGUGAUAGAGGGAGAUUCAGUCACUCUAAACACUGGUGUUCAAACAAACCAACAAGACGGAAUUAUAUGGUAUUAUAAAGGCAUUCGCAUCGCUGUAAUCAGUGGAGAUCUCAGUAAGUUCUGUACAGAUGUUCAGUGUAAUGAAGGCACUGAGAGAUUCAGAGACAGACUGAAGCUGGAUCAUCAGACUGGAUCUCUGACCAUCAUGAACACCAACCUUGAAGACUCUGGAGAAUAUACACUAGUGAUCAGCAACAUCUUCAGCGACAAUGAGAAGAUCUUCAGUGUUUCUGUUCAUGGUGUGUUUGGUUUUGAUACAGUUAAAGUGUCAGUGAUGGAGGGAGAUUCAGUCACUCUAAACUCUGGUGUUCAAACAAACCAUCAACACAAAAUUAUAUGGUAUUAUAAAGGCAUUCGCAUCGCUGUAAUCAGUGGAGAUCUCAGUAAGUUCUGUACAGAUGUUCAGUGUAAUGAAGAUAAUGUGAGAUUCGGAGGCAGACUGAAGCUGGAUCAUCAGACUGGAUCUCUGACCAUCAUGAACACCAACCUUGAAGACUCUGGAGAAUAUACACUACUGAUCAGCAGCUUCUUCAGCAACAGUGAGAAGAUCUUCAGUGUUUCUGUUCAUGAUCCAAAUUCAGAUUCGACUCCAUUCCUGUCAAGACUACAGGCAGUUGUUGUUGUUUCUGUUUCUGCUGGUGUUAUUGCUAUUCUGCUUAUUGUUGCUGUGAUUUGCUGUUGCAAGUGCAGAGCAAGAAGGAAAGCUAACAGGACGAAGCGCGGUAGACAGGCAAGCGGAGCUGAAGACUCGUCCCCUGAUCAGAGAAACACUUUUCUGAUGACGGAUCUCAGUGACUCGAACCUUCAUCAGGCUGAGGCGGCCAACGAGACGCCUUCAUAACUUAUUAUUUUGAUACUUUCAUUAAAAGAGAACUUGAAGAGAAGAGAAGAAACUCACAGAGAAAGAGUGUCACGAUACCAAGAUUUCCUGUGUUGGCACCAAUACUAGUGAAAAUUCACCUUGACACCAAUUUUAACUAAAUCAAAAUAGUUCAUUUUUUUUAGUCAUUUAAAUAAUAAGUAGCCUAAACAUAUUUUACAAUAUGCAAACAAUGCUUGAGAAAAGGCAAAUGGUUCAUUAGUAAGAAACAGAAGAACAUUACCUCCAACAGGACAAAGAGCGCUUGAGGAUUUUCAUGGUAUUUAAAUGUUUAUUAAAGCUGCUAAAUUGAUUCAGACAGAAACAGUAAGUGGUUUCUCUGUAAUCAUUAAAGACCCCCUGAAAUCAUAAUUGAAGUUUUUUAGCUUUUAGUAUGAAUGUUAGCCUUAAGGUUUGAAGCUAGUGUGUUCCAAAACAAUGACAAAAUUCACAUUUAUGAGAUGUAAGCAUUCAAAACGUACAGUCUCUCACUUCUGUUAAAAUGGAUCAGGGAUUUUUAGGACAUCAUCAUAGACAUCAGCUUCUCAUCACAUCUUCUGUCCAAUCAAAUGCUCUCUAAAAACUAAAGCUCCGCCCCCGCGCUAUAAACACUAACUGGCCAAAGCGACCAUUGACACAUCACGGAGAAACAUGGGUUAGGCCGUGUGCGUUUUUCCACGCGCCUGGUGUUUGUUUUCAAUGGGAGAGCCGCGUUUUUAGAACGCCAUGAGCGUAACGAGGCGCUGAACGUUUUUUUUUCACGCUGAAGCGCUGAGAGCUCGCGAUUUUACUGGUCGCCGCGAGUUGAAAAAUUUUCAACUUUUGGUAAAACGCAGCGCUCAUCAUUGUCACCAGUCACCAGCCGUCCAAUCACAGUGGA
This is a messenger RNA of Pimephales promelas (fathead minnow), 2386 nucleotides long. Lineage: Eukaryota; Metazoa; Chordata; Actinopteri; Cypriniformes; Leuciscidae. The record is from RefSeq and is a predicted model, not a curated record.